UCCACCUUCCGGACUCACCUGUGCCUCACCUGGGCCUCGCGCACCGGACUCACGGCCUUCUGGGUGGACGGACGCCGCAGCGCGCUUCAGCUGUAUAAACCGGGUCACAGCAUCCAUCCGCAGGGCACCGCUCUGCUCGGACAGGACCCCGACAAACACCUGGGCGACUUUGAGGCGGUGCAAAGCUUCGCCGGCGAGCUCACGGACCUGAACAUGUGGGACCACGCCCUCACCGGAAACCAGAUCAAAGCGCUGUAUUUGAACCACGCGCAGCGUGUGCCGAGAGGAAACGUGUUCGACUGGCGCUCCAUCGAAUAUGAGAUUAAAGGAAACGUGCUGGUCGUGCAAGAUGAUUGAGAUAUCCAGGCACAUACAACUGCAUAUGCACAUUUGCUAUCGUUUUGUGUAUUUAUAGAAUAUUCUGUUUAAUUGGAAAUGCGCCAACAAUGUAAGUAAACAUGCUAAUAUUUGGAUAAUAAAGGGUAAAUCGAUGACUGAUAAAUGUUAUUUAAAAGUGUAAUAAUAGACUGAUCAAUCAUAACCCAAAUAUUAAGCCAAAAUGAUAAAUUUUAGGCGUACUGUACUUAUAUGUCAGCUUGCAUUGUUCUUUACCUGCUCAGAAAAUUGACACUUGCUCGGUCUUAUCAGUCGAAUUGACUAAAGCAUCUGCUAAGAACUUUAAAUGUAGAUGGAACAAUUUGUCUGUACUUAAAAACGAUGUAAUAAAUGAUUUGUUCAUGUGCG
Sinocyclocheilus rhinocerous is the source of this 744-nucleotide messenger RNA. RefSeq names its product pentraxin fusion protein-like. The annotation marks the transcript as partial. The transcript has a single exon. The record is from RefSeq and is a predicted model, not a curated record. NCBI's taxonomy places the organism in Eukaryota, Metazoa, Chordata, Actinopteri, Cypriniformes, Cyprinidae.